AUCGGGUCGGCAGUCGCAGUUGGUCUCUCGCCUUCGCUGGCAGCAGCAAACACGCACCUCCUUAUUUCCACCAACUCCAAGGGGAAAACACAAAUUUAUUUGUCUCGUGUAUUGGCCAACUGUUGCCAAUACCGUCCAGUGUCGUUCAUCGCAACCGACUCGCCAUCAAUAGCGCAACAACUGGAUUAACAAACGAAAUCGACAUCACAACCGGAACUGGAUCCUUUUUGAGACAACGCCGUUUCCGUCAGCAGAUAAUAUUAGAGUCGCUGAGUGGUUGAUUGAGAAAGAAAAACUGCGACGUCGAUAAAGAUGGCCUCGUCUACGGGCGACGUCCACCAUCACCAGCAGUUUUCCCAGACGUCGACGACGGUAACGAGAAGCAGCAGCAGCAAGCAGCAGUCUUCUUCCGGGCAACAACAGCACCAGUCGUUGACGAGCAAUAAUCAAAUUGCGGUCGAAGAAAAUGUUUCCUCCUUAGAGCCUCACCAGCCACUGUAUCCCGUCUCCGAAUGGGACACAAAGUUAGAUCGGAUGCUGGAUGAGCUCCAGCGGAGUAUUUCACCUCAAAGGAAAACGGUGCCACCCAAGGUAGAAGCAGCUGCAGCCAAAGAUUCGCCAGUUUACGCGACUUCCGUCCAUCAUCAAUCGUCCAGCAAAUCUGUCAGGACCAGCGGAACGGCUAACCGACACCUAGCGGAACAGGCCGUUGCCCAGACGUCGGUUGCCCGUCGCUUAUUUGACACUUCGGCCGUCUCGGAGCAGCAAGCUUCCUCAUCCGCCAGAGUUACUAGAUCCAAAUCGCCAGAGCCAUUACAUCCGAUUGAACCCUACAACGAGGGACCAUUUGGAAAGGCGUUGUCCGGAAGUGGCAGUCGUUCGAGUUCGCAGCAGAGGGAGUACCGCGAGUAUCAUUCGUCCAACAAAACACACGGCGACAGUUCUCUUCUCGUAGGAAUGCCCGCAACAGCCGCAUCCGAGGAUGAUGCAGAAGCCUUCCAGGCUACUCCUCCAUCCGUUUCCGAUAGAGCCAAAGCCUGGAGCACUCGAGGAGUGACGUACAGUUUCAAGGAGGAAACGACCAGCAGUAGCAGCAAGAAAGGCGGAGUCUCAAAUGUAACUAAUGGCAGCGGCGGUGGUGGUGAAGUGGAAACGGUGGUCAAAAAGAGUCAAGUUGUCAAAACGUCAACCACUGGCCACCAAGAGAAAAAACCUUCGGGAUCUAGCGGAGAUAAGGUUGAUUCAUCUUUAAACAAUGUCGUGGUCGAUAUCGGCAAUCAGAUGAUCCCUGAUUGCAUCGAUUUAUUGUCGAGCAACAAGAAAGACAAAGUCAAGAAAUCAGUUCGACUGGCCGAAGGAAAUGAAGAAAGAAAUGAAGGAAAUCAAUCGUCGAAUCAGAAAGUCACUUCGGGUUCUACUAGCGAAUUUUACAGUUACAGCAGUAGCAGUAGCAGUAGCAAAAAGCAAGUGGUGUCUAGUAGUAGCACUAGCAGCACUACGGCUGGGGAUUCGAUGGUCGAUUACAGUCGCAUCAAUAGCAAACACAUGAGUGCCGCUGCUGGAGCCAUGACUCAAAAGCAACUCGACAGUCCCGUCUGCAAUUUCCCGGAUCACAAAGACUUUCCAAAGUACAAUAUUAGGAUUAUUCCCGAAUCUGCAGGGUUAUUGUGCAAUGUCUCGUCGCAUCCACAGCCCAUGUGUAAUUUAGAGCGGCACCCCAAUUUCCCUCUAUACGCCGCAUCACCUCCGUGUCCAGCAGGAUCACAGGCGACGAACCCCGUUUGCAAUAUCAAAGUUCAUCCGGCCAUUUUAUGCAACUAUCCCCAUCAUCCGGAUUACCCCAAUUUUGCCACUGGCUGCCCCCCGGCGGACAAAGAGUCGAUCUGCAACGUUCCCUCGCAUCCGGAAUUGUUGUGCAACUUGCCCAAACACAGCGAUUAUCCGAAACACGCGUCCCGCUGUCCUCCGCCCGAGAUCGAACCCAUCUGCAAUAUUGACCUCCCGAAGGGGCAUCCGCGCGUCAUUUGCAAUUUCAUCCGACAUCCGCACUAUCCGAAAUAUUGCAACCCCAAGGCAACCGGACAACAACCCAACACUGUCUGCAACGUACCCGGACAUGUGCUGGAUAAAUGUAACAUCCCCGAACAUCCGGAUUUUCCGGACUUCAAGGCGAACAAACCGCCAGUGCAAGUCGAAGGAAAUAUUAACACUCCCACACCAAAUGAAGAUUUACCAUUGUGCACUGUUCCUGGACAUCCCAUGCUGCUCUGCAAUGUUAGUGUACAUCCAGAUUAUCCAAAGUUUACUCAUCCGGAAUUGCCUGAAUUCUCUGAGGCUGUUGCUGGAUUGGUCUGCACAAUCCCUAGCCAUCCGCACGACCCGAUCCCACUGCCAUCAAAAUGUAACAUACCUGGACAUCCAGGAUAUCCAGAUUAUAUGUCACUGACUGAACCUCAAACUGAGCCGUUCUGUGACGUUCCCGGUCAUCCCUUUGGAUUGUGCAACAUCCAGACGCAUCCGCAAUAUCCGGAAUUGAUGGGCCCAGAGGAUCGAGACGCCGCUCCUUAUUGUUUCAUCCCUUCACAUCCUGAACUGCUCUGUUCAAUUGAAACCCACCCUGACUACCCAGGCUACACGACUGAAGGUGAAGUGCCACCUGUGCCGAUAUGCAACGUUCCCCGACACCCGCCCAUACCCACCGUGGAGGUCCAAAUCCCUUCACCAACACCAUCGCCUCUGACUGCCCGGUCACCUUCACCUCCAGUUCCAGAUCCUGGGCCCAUCAUUUGCAACGUUCAUUACCAUGACGAUUACCCUACGCUUAUGGGCGACAGCAGCCCGCUGUCGCUGCCUAUAUGUACGGUUCCUGGACACCCUGCUCUACUGUGCAAUGUUCCGAAACAUCCCAAUUUUCCAGAUCAUGUCGGUGAAAUUGGACUGAAUUCGCCUCCACAAUGCAACAUACCCGGACACCCUCAGCUUUUAUGCAAUUUACCUUUUCAUCCAGAUUAUCCUCGAUUGGCUGGUGAUUGCCCUGCGGAGCCUUACUGCAAUUUACCAACUCACCCAUUGACCAACAAACCGAAACUUUACCAGUCGGGAACUGGCUCACCUCUGCCCAACAGAAAACUUGGAACACCUGAUCCUGGGCUUCAAGCUCCGCCCAAAAAGUUAGACGACCUUAUGGCCACUUUUAAUGGCGAUCCUACUCGGCCGUUGACUUCGACUCCGCGUGGGGAUCCACAAACGAUUGUGUUUUCUCCCUCUCCAACUGUGCAACUUCCCCUAAAGGCCGACGAACCGGAAGUCAAAGAAGGAGAAAACGAGCCUUUAAUAGUAAAAGAAACACCGAAAAGACCAGCAACGAAAGGCACCAGUGGACCACCCGUUUAUUAUCCACCUGAUCACAAAAUGUUCACGAAGAAGGAUGUUCCAAUUUUGUCGCGUACCUUGGAAAAGAAAUCGAAGAAAAUGGGAGGCAGAUCAAAAGGAAAGAUGAAAUUCGCCGCCAAACAUUCGGCCAAAGCGUCCGAAUCCGAGUCGAGUGCCAAAGGCGGGUACGGUGGCGCUGCUGUAAUCCCCAUUUGCCUUCCUGUCUGCUGUGCCAUGCCUUGCGUCAUCAUGUAAAGAUUGGAAGACAAGGAAAAUACGCGCAAACAAUCUAACACAAAAUAUUUCACGAUAGAAGAUUUCUCGUUCAUCGAUUUUGUUUUUUCUAAUUCAUGCGAUCGUUUGUUUUGCACAAAAUCUGACGUAAUAAUUAUAACGCAAGUAUCAUAUACGCCCGGUGGAUGACGGCUUAUCUAAUAAGCUUCAGUAGCAUUCGAUUUGAAUUAUUGGAAGAUUUCCAAAUCUUUUGCUUGCAUCUUCUGCGUCAAUUUCAAUUACAAAUGAAACUGCCAUGAACUUAUGCUGCCUUGCUUUCAAAUGGAGGUGACCUUUGCUUAUGUAAUAGAUGCGAUUAGAGUUUUGUGAUGAUGGUGCCAAUCAUGUUGCAGUAAACAAACAAAAAAUCAAAUAAUAACGUGUCGAUUGGCCUAGUCUUUCUGCUACAAUUCAAUUAUCAAAUAAUCCAUGCCAAACAAUUACUCUUUAUAAUAAUAGUUUCGUAUUUUUUCCUUCUUUCCUUGCCCUCUCGGUUUGGGAUAGGGAGGUUAGCUCAUCACCAAUGACAAUUUUUGCGUGCAUCCCCAAUUAGACCAUCCACUACCAUCGAGUAUCACGAAAUUAUUAAAAAUACAGUUUUCUGUCAACAUAA
This is a messenger RNA of Daphnia pulicaria, 4258 nucleotides long. Its product is annotated as proteoglycan 4-like. The record is from RefSeq and is a predicted model, not a curated record. The coding region runs from base 313 to 3627 and encodes 1104 amino acids. Lineage: Eukaryota; Metazoa; Arthropoda; Branchiopoda; Diplostraca; Daphniidae. The transcript is spliced from 11 exons.